CGCCCAGUCCGUCUCUCUUCUCAUCCCAUCAUCUCCCUUUCCUCUGAUCCCCCCUCCGUGUCAUGUCAUUCGGGGCCAAUUCGGGGCGUGCCUUUGUCUUGUACUCGUAGCUGCUACGGGAUAUGAGGUCCCCGCUUACUGACCUCGCCGUGUAGUGAGCCACUCAGGCUGCGGGCCCCCGAAUUGUACGCCACCAACACCACUCGUCAAGCCGCAAGUUCUGUCCGAUGUUCGCCGCCACACUCGCUGCCAGCCUCCGCCACUCCCGGCCACCAGACAGCCUCAAGGUGGUCCACUUAAGAGCGUGUCGCUGGGCCUGUUCUCUAUUGCUUCUUGUUCUCUCUUGCUUGUCUGUACUCUGCAUGUUCGCCUGUGCCAUAUGUCCUGCCUAGUAUACGCUGAGCUGAUUGUUGGGAUCACCGCAAGCCUAUGUGAUUCUGUGAGUGUCAAGUCUUCUGAGGCAAGACCGGGUCGUCAAGCGCUGCAACUCCGCUGCUUCAAGGCGUUGCUUGAGGCCACCUCUCGGUCUCAGCUCGUCUCCUUGUUGUUGGUUCAAAGGUCAAGCGCUGCAAGCAUAGCUGCCUCCAGUGGGUUGUCCGAUGUCAAACGCCGCAACAUAGGCUGCGUCAAGGCGGGGGGUGAAGCUGAUGCAAGGGUCAAGCGCUGCAAGUUGAGCUGCCUCCAGUACAAGCUCUUUAAGGGUCAAGCGCCGGAAGCAGGGGCUGCCUCAACGAGGCCAUCGUGAAGCGCCGCAAGGUUGGCAGCCUCAAAUUGUGGCGGG
Molecule: messenger RNA, 781 nt
Organism: Fomitopsis serialis
Lineage: Eukaryota; Fungi; Basidiomycota; Agaricomycetes; Polyporales; Fomitopsidaceae
Exons: 4
Coding region: 380-745 (121 amino acids)
Source: RefSeq, a predicted model, not a curated record